This is a messenger RNA of Blepharisma stoltei, 1908 nucleotides long. The record is from the annotation of a GenBank genome assembly. NCBI's taxonomy places the organism in Eukaryota, Ciliophora, Heterotrichea, Heterotrichida, Blepharismidae.
AUGGAUAAUUCAUUGGCUAUUUCUUUACUAGCAUUUAUUUUAGGGCCGCUAUUAGCAAUUUUUAUUAUUCAAUUUUCACUUAAAUUUCAAAGAAAAGUAAGCAACUAUAUACUGAAAAUUUUAUUGGGAAUAAAUUCUCAAUAUGAAUUAGAAAAAAGCAUCACUCCCCCCCCUUUAAAUUGAAACAAAAUAUAGGUAAAAUUCCUACUUUUUUGGGAAAUUACCCCCCCUUUAAAUUGAAACAAAAAUUUUAUUAUAAUAGAAAAUUUUAUAGGUAAAAAUCAUUAUUUUAUAUGUAAAUACGUUAGUACCCUAUUUAAUAUGCUUCAAACAUAUAAGAUUUAGAAAUUAAACUCUAUUUUGUCCAAUUGUUAUGGGGAGAGUUAGAAGAAUACCAUUUCAGCAAGUUUACACUUUGAGAUUGAGAAAUUUAUGAAUUAAUUUUUCAUGAAAUUAAAAUUAAAAAUCAAACACAGAAUGAACCAUAAAAUUUUAUCUCUGAAAAAAUUUUUAUAUAUAAAUUUUUUUUAUAAAAAAAUUUUUCUUAACCCCCCUUUAAAUUGAAACAAAAUUUUUUGUUUCAAUUUAAAGGGGGGGGGAGUCAGACAUGCAUUGUGCUCAAAUGAUACUAACUCCUCUUGUGGCUAUAUUUUCAGGAAAAUACACCCUCCGUGGGCAAGCAAGAAAUUUUUUCAUAAAAAAAAUUUUAAUAUAUAAAUGAUAAUUAUUAUAAUGAAGUCUGUUUAAUUUAAAAAGCAUUUUAAAAAUAAAUUUAAUAUUUUAUUUUCUAAUUAGGUUUUUUUAAAAGAAAAUUUUCUAUAAAAUUCUACAUAAAAAAAGCCCGUUCGUGAUCAAUAAAACAUUAUUUUUACAUGCUUAGGGAAGUCAGCAUAAAGACGAAAUAAUCCAAAUAUUUGAGAAUUUCUAUAUAGAAAAAAAGCUAGACGGAAACAAACUUCAAGCGAUAUGAGCAGCAAAUUAUUGCUUAUUUACAUUGCAAGAUGAAUCUUUAGCUAAAAUUAAGCUAAAUAAAACCAAAAAUAUUUUUGAUUUUAGUCUCGAAGCAAACUAUCAAGAAUAUUUAUGUAAGAAAAAUAUCUCAAAUGCUUGUUCUUCUCAAAGCUCUCAGUUUUCAGAUUAUUUUUUGCAAUUUCACAUAAUAAAAAAAGCAGAUAAACAAUUAUGUAUCAAUUUAUUUAAAUUUUGAAACGAGAUUACCCUAGCUAAACCAAGCUUAAAAAAGCUAAAAACAGACUUGAAUUCCAUAAACAAAAGUAUUUCUAAUUUAAAUACGAAAUAUAGCCAAAUAUGCAUAAAAUUUCCUAAUUCAAAAGAAUCCUUGGUUCUUUUAGCAUCAUAUUAUAAACAGAUUAUUUAUGAUAUCGAAAAAUCGAGACAAAUUGAAGUAAAGUUAAAAGUGCUUGAAAAAUCCAUAUCAAAUACCCAAAAUAAUUCGACUAUUUUCAGCUUUUCCCAUCAUCUCAAUGGAAUUUUAAUAAUAUCAAAUGAAAAAAAUAAUUUUGGAGAAAUUAUCCAUUGUAACCAAAGAUUAUCUGACUCCCUCCUCAGUGAGUGAACAAAACCAUUGGAAAAAUAGCUAUUUUUUGGUCAACCCUACGCGAGUGAACAAAGAUUUUUUAUGGAAAAAAUUUUGAUAUAUAAGUGAUCAUUAGUAUAAUAAAAUCUCGAGUUAAUUCUGUUUAAUUUUAAACAAAUUGCAUUUUAAAACAUAAAUUUCGCAGAUUAAAUAAUAUUUGCUUUCCAAUUUUUGCGAAUUAGGAUUUUAUUAAAUUUCGAGAAAAAAAAAUUCUAUAAAAUUUAUAUAUAAAAAAAAUUGACUUUUUAUGUUCGCUCACGGAGGGGGGGAGUGAGAUAUUUAGACUUCCUAAAAAUAGGAUUAUUUACUAG